Alosa sapidissima (American shad) is the source of this 1522-nucleotide messenger RNA. RefSeq names its product purinergic receptor P2X, ligand-gated ion channel, 2 (gene p2rx2). Gene Ontology annotation, biological process: monoatomic cation transmembrane transport; response to ATP. Gene Ontology annotation, molecular function: extracellularly ATP-gated monoatomic cation channel activity; ATP binding; purinergic nucleotide receptor activity. Gene Ontology annotation, cellular component: nuclear inner membrane; plasma membrane. Bases 62 to 1267 code for a protein of 401 amino acids. The transcript has 12 exons. The record is from RefSeq and is a predicted model, not a curated record. NCBI's taxonomy places the organism in Eukaryota, Metazoa, Chordata, Actinopteri, Clupeiformes, Clupeidae.
CCGAUUAAUUUUCAUCCACAAGACAGUGCAUCCUUCAGGGAAGACUGAAAUAUAAAUUAAAAUGGGUGUCAAAGACUUCCUCAAGGAAUAUUUUCUUGGCUUCUGGGACUAUGAGACACCUAAGGUAAUGGUGGUGAGAAACAGAAAACUUGGAGUUAUAUACCGAGGAGUCCAGUUUCUAGUGAUCACAUACUUCAUUUGGUAUGUGUUCAUAAGUCAGAAGGCGUACCAGGACAUUGAGACCAGACCUGAGAGCUCCAUCUACACCAUGAUGAGAGGCGUGGCCCUGCAGGGGGACAAUGUGCUGGACAUGGUGGAAUAUGUCCAUCCUUCUGAGGGUGGAGAUGUUAUUAGCACCAUCUUGAGGCGUGAGGUCACUCAUGACCAGAAACAGGGCACGUGUGCAGAGGACUACCGCGUUUUCAAAGCAAAUUGCACAAAAGAUUCUGACUGUGUUGCUGGGGAAAUAAACCUUGAUGGCAAUGGACAGCAAACCGGACGUUGUGUGCAGUACUACAAUCACACCUUCAAGACAUGUGAGAUCCAGUCUUGGUGUCCUAUUGAAGCCUUUGCGGCUGUUAGAGAACCACCAUUGGCAGAAGCUGUCAACUUUUCAAUAUAUAUCAAAAAUACCAUACACUUUCCGAAAUUCAAAGUGUUAAGGGGAAACACCAGACCUGGGAGAAAGGUGAAAUACAUGCCCCGGUGCCAUUACAACGAAGAGACUCACCGCUACUGCCCGGUCUUCCGGCUGGGUUACAUCGCAGAGCAAAUCAGGGAGAAAUUCAGUGAAUUAUGCAGAACCGGAGGCGUGAUUGGAGUCUUCAUUAACUGGAAAUGUAAUUUUGAUGUGGACCCUUUAGCGUGUGUGCCCACUUACUCAUUCAGGAGACUGGACACGCGCAAGAGCCUGCACUCAGGCUACAAUUAUAGAUUUGCCAAGUAUUACAGCAAGAAUGGUGAAGAGUACAGAACACUCAUCAAGGCCUUCGGGAUUCGACUGGACAUCAUUGUCCAUGGACAUGCUGGAAAAUUCAACAUUGUCCCAACCAUCAUCAACGCAGUAACGGCCAUGACAUCAGUUGGAAUUUGUUCCAUCAUCUGUGACUGGAUCAUGCUGACCUUCAUUGACAAAAAUGAGAUUUACAGCGAGAGGAAAUUUGACAACUCCUCUGAUGAGCCCGUCGAACACAUCAUUGUUACAGACCUCACCCUCACAAGUUAUGGCUCUACGCACUCAGACCUCUCAGAUGGGGUGCCACUAUGAUGGACGGCUCACUCUCUCACCCCUUGGCCACAAGCACACUACAGGAAAGCACUCAGCCUUAGAGCAGGACAGUGACUGUGCUCGAAUUGGUGGCACUCUUGCUUCAGAAGUGAAGAAAUGUCAAGCCACAUAUAGCCAUAGGGUCUGAGACAGGGAAUACAACCAUCACUCCAAUGGACAAAUCUGUAACCUCAACCUUAACUAGAAGCCUUCAAGAGACAAAUUCCCUAACUGCAGUGCACAUACCAAGCUUUA